AUGCAUUCUGAGUAUGUUGAAAUUAGUGGUUUUGAUGUGAGACUGAGCACGCAGUCAAGGUUUGAUAAUAAGAUUAUAAAGAAGAAACAUUUUAUAUGUAAUCUUGGUGGCAAACAGAAAAAGAAAUCUUGUGACACAUUGUGUACAAGUGGUGCUAGGAGGAAAAGAAAUUCAAAUUCAAUAGUUAUUGGUUGUCAAGCUAACAUUAUAUUUGAAUAUGUGUAUGGAACUCCAGAUCAUAAAGUUUUUCAGUUCGAUGAACUUCACAUCCAUCCACUUAAGAAGAGAAUUGAUUUAAAAAAAGCAAGGCAAAUGUCAUAUUCAGAAAAAGAGUUUAUAGUGUGUGCUUCCACAUCAAAAAUAGGCCCAACUAUGGCUUUUAAGUUGAGGGCAAGCCUGAGAGUAAACAGAAUGAAUCACCGUCAAGCUCACUAUCCAAAUAAUUCAUUUGAGUUUAAUUGUCAAGAUGAUGUUUUGGACUGUAUCUUUUGGGCUGAUGAAAUGGAGAAGGCAUAUUAUGCUGAAUUUGGUGAUGUUAUCUCGUUUGAUGCGACUUUCCGAACAAACAAGUAUCGAAUGGUUUUUGUUUCAUUAACUGCUAUUGACCAUCAUAAAAAAUUAAUUACUGUUGGAGCAGGUUUUAUAAGCAAUGAAAGCAUUGAGUUCUACUCUUGGUUGCUUAAAGCGUUACUUAAAACUCAUGGGAAAGAACCAACACCUUUUUUAUCCGAUCAAGAUGCUGCAAUAAAACAAGAUAUUGAGAAUGGUUUUCCUACUUCAAAGCACCGAUUAUAUGAAUUAUUUACGAACACAUACUUUAUAAAAAGAUUCUCGAAGCUUGUUUGGGACAUUAAUAUGAAACAUGAUGUAUUUGAGGUGAAGUGGGGUUUCCUUAUGAAGGAAUUCAAUCUAGAAGACAAGAGAUGCUUUAAAGAGAUGUUUACAAAACGUGAUUCAUGGAUACCUGGAUAUUUUAAUGAUAUUGCAAUGUGUGGGUUGAUGAAGACUACGUCGAGGUCAGAGAGUAUGAAUUCAUUCUUUAAUACCUACUUAGAAAAUGGUAAUUUACUUUUGAAUUUCAUGAUGAAUUACGACACUGCCAUUCAAAAGCAAAGGAAUACUCAACAAGAGCUUGAUAAGGCAUCAAAGAAAGCAUCAUAUAAAAUGAAAACACCUCGAGAAAUAGAACUACAAGCAUCAAAGGUUGAAAUAAAAGCUGAAGAGAAAGAAAUAAAUUGUAGUUGUGAACAUUUCAAGCGUAUGGGUGUUUUAUGCAGACAUGAUUUUACAAUAAUGAUGAGAUGCGGUGUUAAAGAAAUUUAUGUAAGGUUCAUUCUGAAAAGAUGGAGAAAGGAUGUGAUAUCAAGAAAUUAUCGUUUUAGUUCUCUUCAAUCUGAUUUAGGGGAUCGUGAGAAUAUGAAGCUAGUCAAUGAUUCAUAUUAUAAUUUUAAAUCAUGUUUUGAUAUUCCAGGAGAUAAAAAAAAGAAAUUGGCUUUGUUUGCGGAGAAACAACAGAUGUUGUUGAAGGAACUUGAGAGUGAGAGUGAUUAUACAUCUGUUAUACUGAAAAGCAAGAGGGAUGGUGAAGUCGUAUGCCAGCUUAUGGGUGUUUAUAUUCCUAUUCCAAAAGAGAUUAAUAUUCAUGUUCCUCAAGUUCAAUGCAAUAAAGGUUUAGGAAUCAAGAAAAGAAUUCCAAGUGCAGGUGAAGUAGUAUAUGAAAAUUCUGAAAAAGAACAUAGAAUGUGUUCAGGAUGUGGAAAACGAGUUCCUCAUAAUUUAUGUACAUGUCCAGUAAGAAUUGCAGCUGCUCAAUAA
This is a messenger RNA of Lactuca sativa (garden lettuce), 1815 nucleotides long. RefSeq names its product protein FAR1-RELATED SEQUENCE 5. The record is from RefSeq and is a predicted model, not a curated record. NCBI's taxonomy places the organism in Eukaryota, Viridiplantae, Streptophyta, Magnoliopsida, Asterales, Asteraceae. Gene Ontology annotation, molecular function: zinc ion binding.